CAAGAGCAGGUACGGCGGUGGGCAUGGGAGAGCCGGAGCCGGAGUCAGAGCAGAUCCGUCUGAAGUGCAUCCGUAAGGAAGGUUUCUUCACCGUGCCUCCGGAACAUAGGCUGGGACGAUGCCGGAGUGUGAAAGAGUUCGAGAAGCUGAACCGCAUUGGAGAAGGCACCUACGGCAUCGUGUAUCGGGCCCGGGACACCCAGACGGAUGAGGUUGUUGCCCUAAAGAAGGUGCGGAUGGACAAGGAGAAGGACGGGAUCCCUAUCAGCAGUCUGCGGGAGAUCACGCUGCUCCUGCGCCUCCGCCACCCCAACAUCGUGGAGCUGAAGGAGGUGGUUGUGGGAAACCACCUGGAGAGCAUCUUCCUUGUGAUGGGUUACUGUGAGCAGGACCUGGCCAGCCUCCUGGAGAACAUGCCAACACCCUUCUCAGAGGCCCAGGUCAAGUGCAUCAUCCUGCAGGUGCUCAGGGGACUCCAGUACCUGCACAGGAACUUUGUCAUCCACAGGGACCUGAAGGUCUCCAACCUGCUUAUGACAGACAAGGGCUGUGUGAAGACAGCGGACUUUGGGUUGGCCCGGGCUUAUGGUGUCCCUGUAAAGCCAAUGACCCCCAAGGUGGUCACCCUGUGGUACCGAGCCCCCGAGCUGCUGCUGGGAACCCCCACACAGACCACCAGUAUCGACAUGUGGGCUGUAGGCUGCAUCCUGGCAGAGCUGCUGGCCCACAAGCCGCUUCUCCCGGGCUCAUCGGAGAUCCACCAGAUUGACCUUAUUGUGCAGCUGCUGGGGACACCCAGCGAGAACAUCUGGCCGGUGGGUACCAGGGCUGGCCCACCCACCUUCCCCAUCUGCCUGGAUUACCUGCUUUCCACCUGCCAUACAGGUUUCUCCACCCAUCUGCCUGGCCCAUCUGAUGCCCACCCCUCCCUCUGCCCACCUACCUUCCCCAACCUGCAGGGCUUUUCGAAGCUGCCACUAGCCAGCCAGUACAGCCUGAGGAAGCAGCCCUACAAUAACCUCAAGCACAAGUUCCCGUGGCUCUCGGAGGCUGGGCUGCGCCUGCUCAAUUUCCUCUUCAUGUAUGACCCCAAAAAGAGGGCGACUGCUGGGGACUGCCUGGAGAGCUCCUACUUCAAGGAAAAGCCCCUGCCCUGCGAGCCGGAGCUUAUGCCCACCUUCCCCCACCACCGCAACAAGCGGGCUGCCCCUGCCACCGAGGGUCCAAGCAAGCGUGGCAGGCUCUGAUGGGUCAGAGCCCAGGACCA
Loxodonta africana (African savanna elephant) is the source of this 1267-nucleotide messenger RNA. It is a transcript of the gene CDK10, whose product is annotated as cyclin dependent kinase 10. The transcript is spliced from 12 exons. NCBI's taxonomy places the organism in Eukaryota, Metazoa, Chordata, Mammalia, Proboscidea, Elephantidae. Gene Ontology annotation, biological process: regulation of mitotic cell cycle; protein phosphorylation. Gene Ontology annotation, cellular component: nucleus. Gene Ontology annotation, molecular function: cyclin-dependent protein serine/threonine kinase activity; ATP binding. The record is from RefSeq and is a predicted model, not a curated record. Bases 24 to 1247 code for a protein of 407 amino acids.